GCCCAGGCGUUUCAAAUCUCAUGAUUGUGUGCGACGCAGACGCAGAUCCAAAAACCACAUGAAAUGCAACGAAAAAUAAAUGAGAUUUUGACUCCACUGAUAAAUUUUGCUCAGCCGAUAACCACGAUCAUACUCGUACCCACUCUCGGUAAACGGCCUCCCCCCUCUCUCUCUCUCUCUCUGUGGCAACUGAAGAACAGAGAAGAAAGCAAGAGGGAGACACGAGAGUCCUGUGUGUGCGUGCGCGUGUGUUGGGUGUUGCAGAGUGGAAAUGGCGCAGAGAAUUCCAGAGGAGACGACGAAGGAGGAGACGUCUGUGGAAGGAGGAGAAGAAGCUCAUCCCUACGCGUUCCACGUAUCUGGACCUCGCAAUGUCUCCUCUCCCAACUGGAGAGACCUCCUCAGUUCCAGUUGGAAGGAUGAGAAUUACAAGAGAACAGUGCUCGCCUGCUUCAUCCAAGCCGUCUACUUGCUCGAAUUGGACAGACAAGAGAACCGGUCCGAGGAAAACGCACUCGCCCCCAAAUGGUGGCUACCCUUCAAGUACAAGCUGUCCCAAACGCUAAUCGACGAGAGAGAUGGAUCGAUAUUCGGCGCUGUGCUAGAAUGGGAUAGGGCCGCAGCACUAGCCGACUUCAUACUGAUCAGACCCAGCGGUGCGCCGAGAGCCGUGUUGGCCCUAAGAGGGACAUUGCUCAAAGGCCCCACAAUCCGCAGAGAUAUCGAAGAUGACCUCCGGUUCCUCACUUGGGAAAGCCUGAAAGGCUCGGUCCGGUUUAACGUGGCUCUAGAGGCAUCGAGAUCGACGGCGCAGAGCUACGGGAGCAAUAAUGUGUGCAUCGUGGGGCAUUCGUUAGGAGCUGGUUUUGCAUUGCAGGUGGGGAAAGCACUGGCGAAAGAGGGCAUCUACGUGGAUGCCCAUUUGUUCAAUCCGCCUUCGUUUUCUCUGGCUAUGAGCCUAAGAAACAUGGGAGAGAAAGCCGGGGUCACUUGGAGGAGGCUCAAGUCGAUGUUCCCUUCUAGCAGCGAGCAAGAAAACCAGGGGAGCAUUGACGAUUCACAGACGAUUUCCGAAUCCGGUUUGAGGGGCUGGAUGGCGCAAUUGAAUCGGAGCAAGACUCUGAAUUUGGGAAUGAAGAAAUGGGUGCCUCACCUAUAUGUGAACAACAGUGACUACAUCUGCUGUCAUUACACCGAUCCGCCUGGUACGGAAGAGAAUGGCAGCGACAAGGAGAAUGUCAGCCCAGGCCUGAUGAACGCGCAGCAGGUGGCGGCGAAGCUGUUUGUGAUGUCCAAGGGGAAGCAGAAGUUCCUCGAGGCGCAUGGGCUCGAGCAGUGGUGGUCGGACGGGCUAGAGCUUCAGCUGGCCCUCACCAACAACAGCAAGCUCAUCAACAGGCAGCUCAAGUCCCUGUACAGCCUCCCGCCUCCAAAUCCAACGCCGAAAAAGGCCUAGCCAUUGUGGAUGCUCUGUGCAUCUUGCUCGUUCUGUUUGUUGUAAAACAACUCAUUUUUUCGAGUGUGACAGAUCCUAGCACGACUUGCUGAUGAUUCUUUUUUUCGCCUCUCUCAAGAAGCAUCUGUUCGGAAAGUUAGAAUCGGCUUUCAGUAAUAUUAUGCUCCCUAGCGUGCGUGUGUGAGUAGCUCAAGCACCUUGUAAAGAUUGGGACUGAUGGGGUGAAAGGUUCAAUCAUGAACUGAAGUGUACCCUGUGUACUAAAUUCUG
Messenger RNA from Rhodamnia argentea, 1726 nucleotides. RefSeq names its product GDSL esterase/lipase At4g10955. The coding region runs from base 272 to 1456 and encodes 394 amino acids. The record is from RefSeq and is a predicted model, not a curated record. The transcript is spliced from 2 exons. NCBI's taxonomy places the organism in Eukaryota, Viridiplantae, Streptophyta, Magnoliopsida, Myrtales, Myrtaceae.